AUGCUAACGUCUUGUUUUAAUUUUCUCUCUCUUCUCUUUCUCUUCAGCGAACAUGUCAGUCGGACAACGGAGUUGCCAAGUGGGGUGGAUAACGUAGAGGUAGAGAACUGCCUUGUCAGUGCGACUACUGACACCUCUGAGGAUGAUAAUGGUGCGACCACUGCUUCCGCUAGCACGCAAAUCUCUGCUGAUGCACCACAUGGUGCUGCCAAUGACAUCGCCGCUGGUUGCGACAAAGUCUGCGCAGAGAAGGUUGCUCAGCUCAAGCCAGCCCUCAAGGGAUCGUCGCCGCGUCCCUCGGGGCUUCGCGUCAAGUGGGCUGCUGACGUGUACGAUCCGAUUCCGAGCCUCAUCUCCCACACUGUUGGGAGGCGCAACCAACGCAAGAUUUAUUCCAGGAGGCAGCGGAAUGAACACGCCGGGAAGGGGAAGCAUGGAAAGGGUUCCAAGAGCAGCAAGUCCUCCAAGAAAUCUUCCAAGGAGAAUGUUUCGGAGAAGGUGCCGGCUCGGGAGGCGGAAAAACCACCUGCUAGCUGUCCCGCAUCAAGCAGCCAGGACAAGCUUUGUGAAUCGACAGGAGAACGCGCAAAUGUUCAGGACGUCGUUAAGGAGGAGGAUGCCGAGACUGCAGUAGUGGAAAAGAAAGACGAGUCGUUAGACGACGAUGGGUGGUCUAUCGUUGUUCCCAAGUCUCAUGGUCGUCGAUCAGGUCUCGGAGCUCACUCGCCGUCUUCCAGCCCUCCUCUGGCCAGCUGCAGCCCGCCAGAGAAAGAUUUCGCUCUUGCUUCGAUAGAAAGCCUCGAGACAACAUUCAUCACUGUCUUGGAUGCAGAGGAGUGCCCGCCUUCGUCCAGUAAACCUGACGGUGUUUCGCUGUUUGUUAAGGUUGGCAGUUCAGGUUUGGAGGAGGACAACCAGCUGUUUUCUCCUGAGAGCACUUUGGAAAAUCCGGUCUUCACCUCCAGAGAGGGCUCCCCUGAGCUUUCUUCCAGUCCACCUGCUUCAAUCAAUCUUCUGGAGCGGGCUGGAACUUCGGUCUUCAUUCAAGAGCAUCAGUCAGAUGUCAAGCAGAGGUCUAGCACGCACAAGUCAAGUUCGCUCCUUGCCAAGGUCUCCAUGGAGCGGCUGGCUGGUGCCACAGCUCUCGCACAUGGGAAGGUGCAGGAGGGUAGGCGGCUGAUUUUCAGUGCAUACAUGUCUGCUCGGAAGCAUGGAAUGAAGGGUGAAGUGGCUCGCUGCCUCAGGCUGAUUGCAGACACCCAGACGGGUCAAGAUCGGCUCAGUAGUUUGAAUGCUGCAGUUGAAGGGCUUGCCGUGGCUGGUGUGCCAUUUGAACAUGCUGAAGCUCUACUGUGUCUUGCACAAGCUGAGGUCCAAGAAUCGAUCAGUCUCUCAGGGUUUGCAUACACAAGCAUUGACGUAGUGGCUUCGCUCGAGAAGCUGAGCUAUAGCCUUGAAGUGCCACAGCAGAAUGCACGCUUGAUGAAGGCCAAGUCUCACCUCAGGACUGCUGCUGGCCUGCUAAUGACUGAGCUUUCAUCUUCCAAGUAUCGCUCUUGCUCCAAGAGCGUCAUGAGCCAGUAUAACUCCCCUACCGGGAGAAGGAAGAGCAGCAGUGGUUCCAAGAAAUCCAAGAAGCCUGAUUUGUUGGAAGAGGAGAGGUCCACGCUGUCGGGUCUAUUGGGAAGUGUUCAUGAGCUGACUGGGAAGGUGGGGAUUCUGAUGCAGCAGUUGGAUGAUGCCAACGCUGCCCUGCAUGCUGCCGCCUCAAAUGAGGACUGGCGCAAAGGCAGUCGGGAAGAGGCUGCUCAGGUUGAUGGAUUAUUGAAGCACCUUCUUGCUGGAAAGUUCUCUAGCAGGACUGUUGCUGCUUGA
Molecule: messenger RNA, 1875 nt
Organism: Closterium sp. NIES-65
Lineage: Eukaryota; Viridiplantae; Streptophyta; Zygnematophyceae; Desmidiales; Closteriaceae
Source: the annotation of a GenBank genome assembly